CCGCCGCCUGGGCAAGAAGAUGGGAGCGAAAUGAGCCCCGAGCCGGAGCCGCCGCCGCCGCCUCCUCCUCUUGCAGCGCCAGCCCGGGAAGCGGAGGUGGUGGCCUUGACGGUGGCGGCAGCGGUGGUGGAAGGGGAAGCGGACGCGGCAGGAGGCCGCGGCGGCAAGAAGUGGGGGAGCCGCAUCAUGCUGGUGGGGAGAAUCGGCCUCAAGCCCGGCGGAGGCGCCCCGCAAGGUAUUGGUCGGCCAAGCGUAUACCAUGCGGUUGUUGUCAUCUUCUUGGAAUUCUUUGCUUGGGGUCUGCUCACAACUCCCAUGCUCACAGUCUUGCGAGAAACUUUUCCUCAGCAUACUUUUCUAAUGAAUGGCCUCAUUCAAGGAGUUAAGGGGUUUUUAUCUUUCAUGAGUGCUCCACUGAUAGGUGCUCUUUCUGAUGUCUGGGGAAGAAAGUCUUUCCUCCUUGUCACAGUUUUCUUCACUUGUGUUCCAAUUCCAUUAAUGAAGAUAAGUCCGUGGUGGUAUUUCGCUAUGAUUUCUGUAUCUGGGAUUUUUUCUGUUACAUUUUCUGUGAUAUUUGCUUACGUAGCUGACAUAACACAGGAACAUGAGAGAAGCACUGCUUAUGGACUGGUAUCUGCCACAUUUGCAGCAAGCUUGGUGACUAGUCCUGCCAUUGGAGCACACCUGUCUACUAUAUAUGGAGAUAGCCUGGUGGUGCUAGUGGCCACAGUAGUGGCUAUUAUAGAUAUCUGCUUCAUCCUGCUGGCUGUACCAGAAUCCCUGCCGGAAAAAAUGAGACCACUUUCAUGGGGAGCACUGAUAUCAUGGGAACAAGCAGACCCUUUUGCAUCUCUGAGAAAGGUUGGAAAAGAUUCUACUAUCUUGCUGACUUGCAUCACUGUGUUUCUUUCUUAUCUACCUGAGGCUGGCCAGUAUUCUAGCUUUUUCCUCUAUUUGAGACAAGUCAUAAGAUUUGAAGACGCUAGCAUUGCUGCAUUCAUAGCAGUUGUUGGAAUUCUGUCUAUAGUUGCUCAGACUGUCUUUCUUAGUAUCCUAAUGAGGUCAAUAGGGAAUAAAAACACAGUACUCCUUGGCCUUGGCUUCCAGAUUUUCCAGCUGGCCUGGUAUGGUUUUGGUUCUCAGCCUUGGAUGAUGUGGGCAGCAGGAGCUGUGGCAGCUAUGUCAAGUAUUACAUUCCCAGCAGUCAGUGCUUUGGUGUCUCGAAAUGCAGACUCAGACCAGCAAGGUGUUGUCCAGGGAAUAAUAACUGGAAUCAGAGGCUUGUGUAAUGGUCUUGGUCCGGCUCUCUAUGGCUUUAUAUUUUUCUUGUUCCAUGUGGAACUUAAUGACUUGGCACCUGUCCCGAAUUCUGAUAAAACAGCAUUGCAAGAUCCAAGUGAUGAGAGUGCAAUCAUACCUGGGCCACCUUUUCUGUUUGGAGCAUGUGCAGUCCUUCUUGCUUUCCUGGUUGCCUUAUUCAUCCCUGAGCACAGUAAAGCCAGCAGUACCAGAAAGCACAGCAACAGCAUCAGCAGUAUCCAGAGCAACAACCCAGAUCGAGGCAGUGAUGAGGACAUUGAGCCAUUGCUGCAAGACAGCAGUGUAUGAGAGCUAGGUUUUCCUAAUGUUAAUAGACUGCAAGCAAGCAAAAUCCAAAAUCCAUGCACUGAGCUCCCAGAAUCGGAGCAGGACUUACUGGAGUGAGCUUUUGAUCUGUUGGAAACUUUGCACAUUUCACCCACCUUUAAGGUAUAAUGUCCAGUUGGGGCUGGAUGUCCACCACUUCCUGUAUUUUUGAUAACAGUCCAUGGUA
Molecule: messenger RNA, 1813 nt
Organism: Euleptes europaea (tarantolino)
Lineage: Eukaryota; Metazoa; Chordata; Lepidosauria; Squamata; Sphaerodactylidae
Gene: SLC71A2
Product: major facilitator superfamily domain containing 14B
Exons: 12
Coding region: 31-1608 (525 amino acids)
Biological process (GO): transmembrane transport
Cellular component (GO): membrane
Molecular function (GO): transmembrane transporter activity
Source: RefSeq, a predicted model, not a curated record